Molecule: messenger RNA, 2085 nt
Organism: Peronospora belbahrii
Lineage: Eukaryota; Oomycota; Peronosporomycetes; Peronosporales; Peronosporaceae
Source: the annotation of a GenBank genome assembly
AUGGAAGGCUGGCUUACAAAACGUCGUGAUCAUAUGAAUCUUAUCUGGCGAGACCGUUAUUUUCUCUUGGAUUAUAAUCAGCUUCGUUAUUAUCGUAAACGAGGUGAUCCAGCACCUCGAGGGACUUAUAUUUUAACCGACGGAUGCGUUGUAAGCUCUGUGUUUAAUUCCGAGGAGAAACAUAAACAUCAUGGUCCAGUCUGGAUGUUUCGGAUCACAUUUGCCGUUGGUGAUUUAAUGGAUGGAGAAAAAUCCUAUAAAAAGGACCGAUUUCUGGAUUUAGGUGCGAAAAGUGAAGAAAAUGCAAAGGAAUGGAAACGAGCGCUUGAAAAUGCCGUUCGUUCAUUAAGAGAACUCAUGGCACAUCAGCGGAAACUCAAGACAGAUGCUGAAAUAUUUCCCACACCUACACACGUACCACGAAUGCUCAAGGCCGAUGAAGAUACAGUCUCACUAUUUAAUCUAGAUGCUGAUAAUGUCAAGGCAGAACAAGCUUGGUGGUUGGCUCGAGUUGAAGGAGGAUUACGGAUUAUGCAAGAAUGUCCAUUGGGACCAAAUGUUGCAGCGAAUUUGUACGCGCAACACGCAGCGGCGAAGAAUGGGCUUAUCUUUAGUGCUGUGAUUGGUGCUGCACUGAGCUUUAGUAUCAUGUACUCGUUUGCUAAUAAUAUGCUACUGAGUUUCAUGACGGCAUUGGCGGCUGUUAUAGUGUGUUGUGUUGCUGUGACACCUACGCAAGCAUUAGAGAUUCCGAGCUUUCGUGUCUCGCAAGUGGUGCAUGGAUCGCCGACAGAGGUCUUUAGGCUGAUCAUGAACUCGAAGAGAUUUCAACGAUGGGACCCAGCGACGGCGACCAUGCGUGUUGUACAGCAGCUGGAUGACCACGCCGACAUUGUGUACGCGACGCAGCGACCGACGCACUUGUGGCCUCUGUGGCAGAAAGCUCGUGAUCUGGUGUUCAUGCGGUAUUGGCGACGCGAAGAAGACGGGUCUUACUUUGUUAUGUACCAGAGCGUCGACCAUCCGGAGUGCCGGAUGCGUCACAACUACGUGCGAGCGAACAUAUUGGGUGGCGGUUUCAUAAUUGCUCCCCAGCGCGUUCCAAGUGGAUCCAUUCGCACACUGGUUACAUACGUGCUUCGAUACGAUCCUGGUGGUUGGUCGCGUAUCUACCACCAGCUUGGCAUGGAUGUGGACUUGGUCAUGCCUCAGCUGCGCAGUGUUGUGGGCAUUCGCGACGAAAUGAGCGCCACUGACUUUAUCACACCUAAUGUCUCGAUGGCGCCUGCUGGAGAAGGUGAGGGAUCAGAAGCUGGUCAGAAAGAUACUGUUGUCAACGAGCGCACGAGCGUGGACUCCAUGGGUGUUGUCAUGGGUGUGCAGAAACUUCAGACCAGUCUGCCGGAGAAGAUGUGGGCCGAGCCCGACGCCUCCCUUUUCAGUGUGCGCGGCCAUAACUACUUGAACGACAAGAAAAAGAUUCCGUCAGCGCCAGCAAUGUUCCACACCGUGGGUGUGGAUCUGUUGUCGUUCGAGAGUGCAGCCGAGAGGUACAACAUUUCGUCUCGUGCAGAUAGUGUUGGUCGACAAAGCUCCAAGUUCACGUUUGUUGUGAAUAUGAUCAUUCCGAGUCCGGAAAACACGUGCAUGGUGUUCUACUUUCAUCCUGUGCGUGACAGCGUGUUUGAGGACGGCUCACCCUUUUCCGAGCUGCUGAACGACUUUUUUGAUGGCGACGACCAGUUCCGAAAUUCGCGCUUCAAGCUCAUUCCUACUGUCGUCGAGGGUAGCUUCAUUAUCAAGCAGUCGGUCGGAUCCAAGCCAACACUUUUGGGCAACAAACUGAAGUGCCUUUACCAUCGUGGAGACAACUACUUUGAGGUUGACAUUGACAUUUCGUCAAACUCGGUAGCCAACACAGUCGUGGGCAUGGUGCAAGGUGUUACCAAAUCGCUAGUGGUAGACAUGGCAUUCUUGCUCGAGGCCCAAUCAGACGAAGAGCUGCCUGAAAAUAUCCUUGGCGCAGUGCGCCUGCAACACAUUUCUCUUGAAAACCCUCGUCGUAUGUCAAAGCUGUCGCCAUGA